Messenger RNA from Gavialis gangeticus (Gharial), 3094 nucleotides. It is a transcript of the gene NTNG2, whose product is annotated as netrin G2. The transcript is spliced from 9 exons. The record is from RefSeq and is a predicted model, not a curated record. NCBI's taxonomy places the organism in Eukaryota, Metazoa, Chordata, Crocodylia, Gavialidae. The coding region runs from base 398 to 2122 and encodes 574 amino acids.
AUCAAAUUUCAUCACAGAAUCAGAACUUGAUAGGGUUAUUGAUUGAGUGGAGUCACCUCUAGAUGUUUUCAUGCUGAUUUGGAAGAUCUUUUAUGCAAAGAAAAUAAAAUGAAGUUAAGGAAGACUUUUGCCAGCUGAUCAGCUAUUUUGGAAACUGCAAGUCUCCAAAGCAACUGACUUGCAAACUUGGCUUCCACCCCUGCGGACUUGAACGCAGCAUCGCAGCAUACAGAACUGGGCCGCUUGUUCUCAUCUCCAGGACCUCCUUAAGCUACAGGAUUUUUAGAUGAGGAGUUUCCAUGCUGAUCCUGACAGCACCCCCUAAUCCGGUAGCUGCCUCUCUCGGGACUGUAGGCAUUUCCCUUGCCCAGGGACCCUGUCCUUGGUCUCAGCUGCCAUGUUGCACCUGGUCGCUGUUCUGCUGCACUGUCUCCCACUGGCCAUGGGACACUAUGACAUUUGCAAAUCCUGGGUGACCACAGACAAUGGACCCUCAUGGGAGUUUUAUGCUUGCCAGCCCAGGGCCAUGCGAAUGAAGGACUAUGCAAUAGUGAGAGUGGAUCCAGCAGGAAUCACUUGUGGUGACCCUCCUGAAAGAUUCUGCACUCAUGAGAACCCAUACUUGUGCAGUGAUGAGUGUGACGCUUCCAACCCAGACCUGGCCCACCCGCCAAAACUUAUGUUUGACACCGAGGAUGAAGGGCUGGCCACUUACUGGCAGAGUGUGACAUGGAGCCGCUACCCGGAGCCCCUGCUGGCUAACAUCACGCUCUCCUGGAACAAGAGCAUCGAGCUGACAGAUGACAUUGUGAUAACCUUUGAGUAUGGCCGACCCACCAUCAUGAUGCUGGAGAAGUCCCUGGACAACGGGAGGACUUGGCACCCCUACCAGUACUAUGCAGAUGACUGCAUGGAAGCCUUUGGCAUGCCAGCACGGAGGGUCAGGGACCUUUCUACUACCAGUGCCAACAGGGUGCUGUGCACGGAGGAGUACUCCCGCUGGGUGGGCUCCAAAAAGGAGAAGAACGUGCGGUUUGAGGUGAGGGAUCGCUUUGCCAUCUUUGCUGGCCCAGACCUCAAGAACAUGGACAACCUGUACACCAGGCUGGAGAGUGCCAAGGGCUUGAAGGACUUCUUCACUGUGACCGACCUGAGGAUGAGGCUGUUGAGACCGGCUCUCGGGGGGACCUAUGUUCAGAGGGAGAAUUUGUACAAGUACUUCUAUGCUGUCUCCAACAUUGAAGUCAUUGGCAGGUGUAAAUGCAACCUCCAUGCCAACCUGUGCACCUUCAAAGAGGGCAGCCUUCAGUGCGAGUGCGAGCACAACACCACCGGGCAGGACUGCGGGAAGUGCAAGAAGAACUUCCGCUCCCGGUCCUGGCGAGCUGGGUCCUACCUGCCUCUGCCCAACGGAUCCCCCAAUGCAUGUGCGGCUGCAGGCUCAGCGUUCGGCACGGCUCCGAAGAGCAAACCAGGGCCGACAGCACACUCUGCUGGCAAGAAGCAUGCCAAGAAGCCAGUGCCCUCAAAGAGCUCCAAAGUCACCCGGCUCAAAUCAGACUCUGACCCCGUGACGCCGAUACGGACAUUUAAAGACUGUGAGUGCUAUGGCCACUCCAAUCGCUGCAGCUACAUAGACUUCCUGAACGUGGUGACCUGCGUCAGCUGCAAACACAACACCCGGGGGCAGCAUUGCCAGCACUGCCGCCUCGGCUUUUACCGUAACGGCUCCGCGGAGCUCGAUGAUGAGAAUGUCUGCAUUGAAUGCAACUGCAAUCAGAUUGGCUCAGUGCACGACCGCUGCAAUGAGACCGGCUACUGUGAAUGCAAAGAAGGAGCCAUGGGGCCCAAGUGCGACGACUGCCUCCCCAAUUACUACUGGAGACAGGGUUGUUUUCCCAACAUCUGUGAUGAGGAGCUCCUGAUUUGCCAAAACGGCGGCACCUGCCACCAGAACCAGCGGUGCAUCUGCCCGGCCGGCUACAAGGGCGUCCUGUGCGAGCAGUCCAAGUGCGACUCCGAGAGCCAGGACUGUGAUUCAGCCUCCAGCACAUACCUCAGCCUCCCCGCACUCCUCCUCAGCGCGCUCGGCCUUCAGCUGCGAUGCUCAUUGGACUUCUGAACGCCAGACCCAUGGGAGCCAGCUCAAGGCGCAUCAUCAGAGGGAUCUGGGGAGACUAAGGGAAUAGGUGGGUCACCGCACCACCAUCUCCCCACCCUCCCUUUACUGUAGGACUUACACAACCUUGUUUGGUCUCCGUCCCCGCCAAAAAAGAGGUACAGAACGUGGGGCUGGCUUUGGUCUUUCCAGCAGCAGCCUUGCUCUGGCCUCCUAGCGCUACCCAGAGGUGGCUGCAGCACAAGCCCGGCUGCAAGGGGGAACUGACCAGCGUAGUGCAGAAGCUGCCAUCAGACAGCAUCACGAGGGACUUGCGUUACACCCUGCAAAGCCGCGACUCUCUCCUUGCCCCACUUUGCACAGGCCCGUCUGGUUCCAGAGCACGGGGACCCUGCCAAACAAACACCACCACAGUCCAAGGCAAUUGAUUUCAUUUCACAUCUUUUUAUUUUUUCCUCUCCUCCUUCCUCUGUGGUUUUGAAAGAACCAGUCACGACCGCUCCCCACAGCCCUAGAGACUGGAGUCCAAAGCACCCACGGGGACUCUUCGGUCCAUCCUUGCUGCAUAGCCCUACGUUUCAUUGUGGGCCUGGCAGGGCCCUAAACAUACGGUUGCCUACAAAACCUAGUUGCUGCAUUCAUCAAGUUUUCUAUUCUGGUUGUCAGAUUUUGAUUUCCUUUUCUUGCACUUGGCGAGGACACAAGGGCCGCUGCGUGCAUGGUAGGUCAGGAGUGUGAUGUCUAAUGCCGACAUUUCCUUAUAGUGUACGGUUCAAAUCCUCUUUUGGUAGAGAAUUAUUUUUGUUUGGAUUAAAAGUUAUAAAAGAACCGCAGGCUAAAGGGGCGUUUUACCAUGGGCCUUUGAUUAUGGUGUAUAACCCUUCAGUAAAGCAACUAUUAAUUGCUGCUUGCCCACCACGUUUUCCUUUUUGUGUGCAGCUAAUUACCGGUAAAGACUUAUUUUUUGAUUCAUAA